AUGCCCAUUGCAUUCGUCUCCGUCGCCAUUCAGCGCGCUACAGAAGACCUCCCACUCCCCUCUUUGUACAAAUGUCCCGUCUCUCCUGACAAAGAAACACCCGCUCCUCUUGUCACUAUCCUAACACUGGGAGUCUCCCCUUCUUAUCAGUGUCAGGGUAUCGUGCGCGCCCUCGUCCGCUUGGUUACCUCCCGUCUCUGCUCAUCCUCAGCUCACUCCUCGCCCCCCAACGUCUUUCCCCGCUCAAUCCCCGCAGCAACCGUCAUAGUUGCGCAGGUUGCAACAAGUAAUACGGCAGGACAGGAAUUUUACCAUCGCCUCGGUUUACAGACUGAGCAAGAGCUACGAGGCGUGUACAAGACUCUUGGGUCAGGGCAGAAAGAUGCAUACCUCAUUGUCGGACAAAUCACUGUCUGA
Serpula lacrymans var. lacrymans S7.9 is the source of this 417-nucleotide messenger RNA. RefSeq lists its product as uncharacterized. The record is from RefSeq and is a predicted model, not a curated record. Lineage: Eukaryota; Fungi; Basidiomycota; Agaricomycetes; Boletales; Serpulaceae. The coding region runs from base 1 to 417 and encodes 138 amino acids. The transcript has a single exon.